AUGUUGUCCAUCAAAGAGCAUUAUCCAGAAAUAUAUGGUAUUAAAUCACCAAAGUCUAGAUCUAGCAAAACUGAAGAAGAUGAUGACUCAUUUAUGCCAGCCCUACCUCCUCACAUGGUGAAAUCUGCAGCCAAGAAGGAAGCCACAAAAGACAGUGAGGAGGAGGAGGAUGCAUGCGGCCCAUCCCUACCGUCCCACGUACCGAAAAGCACAUCAAAGAGAAAAGGAGAUGAAAGUGAGGACAGCCAUAACAAAGCUUCCAAGGUAGAUACAGGAAACAGUGAAGAAGAAUCUGGAGAUGAGGAUGAUAUGUAUGGACCUGCAUUACCACCACACCUGCUUCAGAAGAAGAAGAAGGAUGGUAUAGAACCAUCCCAAAGCCAGAAGCGCGUGCUAGGACCUACUCUGCCCAAGGGUUACAGGAAGGGGAGCAGCGAGAGCGAUGAAGAUGGUUUCGUUGUGGACCAAUACCAUCUGCAAAAAAUAGAUGAAGAGGAAUACAGAAUAAGACAGCUUGAGUAUAGAGCAAAGAAAAUGAAGGAUAAAUUGCAAGGAAAAGGUGAAGACAAACCAAUGCAAAGAGAAUCUUGGAUGCUAGAGCUUCCUGAAGACCGAAAAAGCUUUUGUGGUUUGGAAGCAAGGCAGUUUAGAAGAAAAGCACCCAUGGAAAGGGGUGACCGAUCAGUUUGGACAGACACACCAGCUGAUAAAGAAAGAAAAGCUCAGAUGGGAACUGAUGAAGAUGGGAGAGAUUAUGCUCCAGAAGACAUUGCAGCCAAGAAAAGGGGAUAAAAAUUAUCAGAAAUGGUGGAGAGUUACAACUCAAAGAAGAGAGCAGAACCUUUGAUCGAUAUGCAUAAGAAGAAAAAGAAGGUAAGAGACUUCAAAGCUAGUGGAUUUUUAACUAUGAUUUCUUCAUGA
Penaeus vannamei (Pacific white shrimp) is the source of this 921-nucleotide messenger RNA. NCBI's taxonomy places the organism in Eukaryota, Metazoa, Arthropoda, Malacostraca, Decapoda, Penaeidae. The record is from RefSeq and is a predicted model, not a curated record.